UUUGAACUCUUGAACACUUCUUUUCUCUCUCGCUCUGAAUUCGAGUUUAGACAUCCCUUAUGAUGCAACGUUUAUGCACUGGUUCUCGAAUGCAAGCAUCGGCAUUGCUAGCUCUCUGUCCAAGCUUCGGUAGCUACUGUCCAAACGAGAUAGCAGAAAUUGCUUCCAGAGUUAUGGAAGCGAUGGCCAUGGAUAACUCGCUCGAGGAAGAACCUGCUCGAGGACAGCCAGAAUGCGAAGUGCCAGCCGCCGAGCAAGACGAAGAGGGUGAGGCAAGCAAUUUUGAGUUCACAUUUGUGGAUGAGGGUUCAGAGUUGCCUGCGAUGGUAGCCGCUGAUGAGAUCUUCUACAAUGGUCGGAUAAGGCCUCUGUGCCCCGUCAUCCAUGAAGCUGUGAUGUCCAAUAUUGCGAUCCAAAACAUGGAUGAGAAUGGCCUUAAUUCAAGGAACUUGAGGAAAAGGACUUUGCGGGUGCCGCUUAAGAAGCUCAUGAGCGAAGAACGAGACUCGUUCGCGUCCUGUUCUUCCUCGGAAGCGGAUGAACUCGACGGGAUAGCUCCAGAAAUGUACUGUGCGUGGACGCCUAGAUCACCAGGAGCACCUCCGACACGCCCUGAAAGCAAGAGCAAUUCUGCUCAUCAUUCAAAAAGGUGGAAACUCAAAGAUAUGCUCUCUGAUUGAAUAUGGAGAGAUAUGGACAGCACAUGGGAGGUGUAUGAAGGCGUCAUGUUGAGAGAAUUAUUGAAAUUACAUCGGCCAGAGGAAUGAUGGAUAUGUAUAACGUCUUCUUUUGGUUUUUGCCAUAUAACGUGUUAUUAUUAUGUAUCCAAAUUCAAUUUAUUCAAGUUGGAUGCAACUCAAUGGGGAUCCCUUUGGUCUCACAACCUGCAAUGGACAUGAGAGUUUAUUGCGGAAA
Messenger RNA from Syzygium oleosum, 915 nucleotides. RefSeq lists its product as uncharacterized. Lineage: Eukaryota; Viridiplantae; Streptophyta; Magnoliopsida; Myrtales; Myrtaceae. The transcript has a single exon. The record is from RefSeq and is a predicted model, not a curated record. The coding region runs from base 60 to 680 and encodes 206 amino acids.